AUGAACGAGAGCCUUGUCUCAAAGUACAAAGACAUCGUCACCUCCAGAGGAUUGACUUAUCACUAUCUAUCCUUGCCAGCUGUAGAUGACAAACCCACUCUACUCUUUAUCCAUGGCUUUCCCUCGAUUUCAUACGAUUGGUAUCAUCAAAUCAACUACUUCUCCAAGAGGGGAUUCGGAGUAGUAGCACCUGACAUGCUCGGGUACGGCGGCACGUCUAAACCCACAGAUAUGUCCUUCUUUCUGCACACCGCAAUCGCACAAGACUUGCUCGACAUUCUUGAUGCCGAGAAAGUCCAAAAAGCCAUAGCCGUUGGACAUGACUGGGGCGCUCCCAUAAUCUCCGUCCUGUCAAUGAAACACUCUGACCGGUUUUUGGGUUUCGCGUGGGUUGUGGUCACAUACCAAAUAUACGCCCCCUGCCCUCCCAUUGAUGUUAUUUUGGAGAUGAAUAUCAAGACAUUUGGCCGGCCACUUAUGGGGUACUGGAAGUUUUUCGAACAAGAAAGCGCUCCUCAAAUCAUCGAGAAGAACCUGGAAUCUUUGAUUUCCGUGCUUUAUCCGGAUGACCCAGAUAAUUGGCUGACUCUGAUGAAUCAACCCGGGGAGAUACAAGCUUUCGUCGAAAAUGGAAAAACAACAAAGAGAGCCAGUUAUCUCACAGACGAGCACCACUCACGCUUGUUGGAGUCACUAAGAGGAGGUGGGUUAACAAGUGCCCUGAACUGGUACCGGUCCACGCUCGGUGGUGUUAAUUCCCGCAUUAUGGAAGAAAUACCAGAAGAAAAUCAGUUUAUCAAGAAACCCGCGUUCUUCGCGGUCGCAAGAAAAGACCACGUAUGCGUGUAUGAUUACGCCGUGCCACAAAUGAAGAAAUACGCGACGGGAGGUCUCCAUAUGGUAGAGUUUCAAGGCGGACACUGGGUUCAAUUGGAGGAACCGGAAACUUUCAACAGAGAGCUGGAGGGUUGGAUUCGCGAUACGUUGCAACAAAAUUGUUGA
Molecule: messenger RNA, 1002 nt
Organism: Suillus discolor
Lineage: Eukaryota; Fungi; Basidiomycota; Agaricomycetes; Boletales; Suillaceae
Product: Alpha/Beta hydrolase protein
Exons: 5
Coding region: 1-1002 (333 amino acids)
Molecular function (GO): catalytic activity
Source: RefSeq, a predicted model, not a curated record